Aspergillus aculeatinus CBS 121060 is the source of this 2589-nucleotide messenger RNA. RefSeq lists its product as uncharacterized. The record is from RefSeq and is a predicted model, not a curated record. Gene Ontology annotation, molecular function: DNA binding. NCBI's taxonomy places the organism in Eukaryota, Fungi, Ascomycota, Eurotiomycetes, Eurotiales, Aspergillaceae. Bases 1 to 2589 code for a protein of 862 amino acids. The transcript has a single exon. Gene Ontology annotation, cellular component: nucleus.
AUGUUCCAUCUACCGUUGAGACCUAAUGACCGAGAUCGCGACAGGGACCGGACUCGCAAGGCAUCGACUUCCUCGAGCGUCUCUUCCAAAUCCAAACAACACAAGCACCGCUCGUCCCACGGACCAUCGUCUACCCGCUCCCCAACCAAGGAACGACCUCCCGACCCUCCCACGGACCGCUCCUCGACCCCUUCGCUCUCCGCCUCUAACACCAGCCAGCAACGUCGUGCCUCAAUGCCCGGCAUAGACAGCGCCAGCCGUUCCGGCACGGCGUCCUUCCUCGAAUCGAGAACCAGCCUCCCUUAUCCGACCUUCUCCAAGGCUCACAGCAGGGAAGCUGUCGGCAAACCGAACAUCCCGACCCCAGAUCCGACCGACCUGACCGACCAAGGCAAAGAGGCAGCUGACGGAGGAAGCCAUGAUCGAUCGGACAGCAACAAGAAUGCGCCCCCGAGUCCCCCAUUGACGAGCGUCGACCAGCAAUCCCGCCAAGGCAGCACGGUGUGUGAUAAUAAAGACGCGAAGAAUACAGAGGAGAAACCGAAGACCAAGAUCCGGAUUCGAGCCGAAUCCACUCGCUCGUCCUCGAGUCUGCGGUCAAAGAAGGAUGAAGGGACCAAGUCAAGCAAGACAGUGCGAUCGGAUUCGACGAAAGCCAAGCGCUCCAGCCAUGACAAGGAAUCGCCGUCUCGUACAGCUAGCCGCAAGUCCUCCAAGAGCAAGAUCGUGGAGGAAACAGCGCCGCCCAAACGACCCUCCAGUCGCACCGCCACGACGCCGCCACGCUCCCCAGCAACCGUACGCGACAUUGGUCUCGAAUCAACAAAUGGGUCGGAGGCUACGACGGUUGCGCCCGCGCACCAGUCUACCACGUCCCGCAAGGUCAGAAGCCCGGAGAAGCCGCCUUCUCGUACCCAAACACGGUCGUCCAUGUCUCAUCGCCCGGGGUCCGCAUUCCGGAGCCCAGUGGAAGAUGCAUACGAUUACGGGCGGCCUCCGACCGCGAACUCAGCCUACGGAGCCCCUCCGCCUCCGCCUCCGCCCCCGGAGGUGCCUAUAUCCAUCCCGAAGGUCGACUACCUUUUGCAGCACGGUGGCUUAGAUCAUCGCGCGCCAAAAUCACUCCUUCAGAGUUUGAGCGGCUCGGAAGCCGCGCCGUAUCCCCCAGCGCAGCCGCAACUCGUGGCGAGCAAGAUUUUCGAGCCUCUCAAUCGGCUCCUGGAAGACUAUCAGCAUGUUAUGACGAAGAACGGCUCACUCGCCGUUGCAACGGGAUAUCGAUCAGUAGCGCGGCGACUUCUCGACCGUUUGGAGGCCGUAUUUGCUCGCGAUAUCUCGUCCGAAUCAUGCAAUUGUCUGAUGUGCGAACAUGAAGAACACGAGGAGCGCCCAGCGGGCGUGAGCUGGGGAGAGGUUCUUGAAUUGGUAUCCGGCCGUCGCGAGCUCCCCAACUGGCCACCCUUCAGAUUGUCUCCGACGGUCGUGGACCCGGAUUGGUCAGGUGACGAGCACAUCCCCAUGCAGAAACUGGAUAUCGACGUGCCAGAAGAGUAUCGGGAGCAUUACAUUCGGCAGUCACGUAAGACGAAAGUGGCCGUCGAUAAAUGGCUCAGUGAGCAGUCUGGUGGAGGCACAAGCGCACCCGAUGAGGUUGACGAUGAGACCUUGACGUUCGCCAUCUUGACCCAUCUGGAGCCCGAGGAGCGGCAACUCUUCUCUGCCAUCCUUGGAAUCAGCUCUACCUCACCUACACCGCGGCCCGAGGGACAGCCACGCCCCCGACCGGCUCCAUUGGUGUCCUCGACUCUGGCGAUUCAACGACUGUACCGACUGUCAUCCCCACCGCGGGACCCUGAAACUGCGAUCUACAUGCUCAGCAACCCUGGCAUGCACCAUGUCCUAGCCACCCUAGCGGCGAUCAGCGACGAUGAAUGGGACAUUCUCAUCUCCGGUCGCUUUGACGGGUUUCUACGCAGUGGCGCCGAGGACUCCUUCCCGUCCGGCUCAACCCCCUCGCGCUAUAGCAGCACCCGGUCCAAUACCCCGUUCACGACGGGUGGUAUCUCGCGGGGUCCAACGCCCAGCCAGCUGGACGGAGUGUCCCGACCGGCCAGCCAGCCCUACGGCACGUCCCCGUCUCCAGCCCCUGCAUCAUUCGGAGGCCCCAUCGCUCUCGAUGAGGAAAUGGAGAUCGCAGCGCUGGCGGAGGUCGAGCGAGACAUCUACCUGGGGAUGGAGGCGCUGGAAGAUGCCUUCGAGGCCCUGCAUUGCAAGGCCGAGGUCGUGCGCCGGGCGCUGCGCGAGCGCGGCGCCGGCCUCUCGAUCGCGAACCAGAACCGCCGCGGCUCCUUCGUCGAGGCCCGUCUGGGCACGCCCGCCUCCGGCUUCGGGCUCUGGGAAAACGGCGCCGACGACGACUUCUUCCUCGACGAUGGCGUGUCCCUGGCCCCGGAUGAUUCGGCAAGUAACAUCAGCUCUAACCGGCGGCGUCGUCCGAAGCGGCGCACGGAACGGCGGACCCCGGCCCCCGUUGAGGAGGAAGACGAGGAAGAGGCAUACGACAGUCGACGGGGAACUCGAAGGAGAUGA